ACAUACUAUAUAAUCCGGACCAAGUUAGAAAGCGAUCCUGACGUUCCCAUACCACAAAACAUUUAUCGUCCCUAGUUCCUUACUUGCUCUUCUUUCUCUCCACAUAAAGCUGGCCUCUUCUUCCUCUCCUCCUCCUCCUCCUCCUCCUCUAUUGACCACCGUUGAUGAGCAUCGAUCGGAAAGGCUAGUGGCGUCGCCUCAAGGACAGAGAAGGAAAGAGCUAUGGAGCAUCGUUCGCGCCCUCUAAACCUUUGCCAUGUCGACCCGAAAUUAAUCGCCGUCAACCGCGCACACAUGCUCAUCCAUGGAGCAGCUCUACUUAUCCUUAUACACUAUAGAGCUUCCUUUUUCUUCGCCGAAGAAGCUAGCUCACCGGGCCAACCCACCACUUUGGCUUGGCUCAUUAUUUUCCUGGGCGAGCUAACGCUGUCCCUCACGUGGCUUCUCCACCAGGCCUUCCGAUGGCGGCCCGUGUCGCGGACCGCCUUUCCCGAGAGGUUGCCCGGCGAUGGGGAGCUCCCGUCGAUAGACGUGCUGGUGUGCACAGCGGACCCCGAUAAGGAGCCCACCGUGGCAGUGAUGAAUACGGUGAUAUCGGCAAUGGCGCUCGACUAUCCACCGGAGAAGCUCCACGUGUACCUCUCAGACGACGGCAGCUCGCUGCUCACGCUGCACGGGAUGAGGGAGGCGUACGAUUUCGCGAGACGGUGGUUGCCGUUUUGCAAGAGGUAUGGAUUAAAGACGAGGUGUCCCAAGGCUUAUUUCAUGGAUAACGAGGAUGUGAGCGCUAGCGUGGGGUACGAAUCCGAGAAGGAGGAGGUCAAGGAGAAGUAUGAAUUGUUCGAGGCGCAUAUAAAUGGAUAUAGAAACAGGAACUAUGGUGAAUCAUGGGAUGGGAGGCUGGAUCAUCCAUCUACCAUUGAGGUGAUCCAUGGAAAUUCCUCAGACGAAGUUGUGCAAGCUGACCAACAGCAAAUGCCUCUGCUUGUUUACGUCUCCAGGGAAAAAAGGCCUUCUUACCCUCAUAACUUCAAAGCUGGAGCUCUCAAUGUUCUGCUUCGCGUGUCGGGGGUGAUAAGCAACUCGCCGUAUGUAUUAGUGCUGGACUGUGACAUGUAUUGCAACGACCCAUCCUCGGCGAGGAGGGCAAUCUGCUUCCACUUGGACCCGACAUUGUCUCCAUCGCUUUCAUUCGUUCAAUUCCCUCAAUCGUUCCAUAAUAUCAGCAAGAACGACAUCUACGACAGUAAACACAGAUCGCCAUUUGGGAUAUUAUGGUGUGGAAUGGACGGGUUGCAAGGACCUUUAAUAUCUGGUACUGGCUUUUAUGUUAAGAGAGAGUCCUUGUACAGCAAACCCAUGCAAGAAGGUACUACAGCUAAUCUCAUGGAUUUGAAAGCAAUCUUUGGCCAUUCCAAUGAGUUUAUUAAACAUCUUCACUGGAGCGACAAGCUUAAUAAGAACAUUCUCAGCGAACUGGGAGCAGUCUGCAGAGACACCGAACAUUUAGCUUCUUGUCACUAUGAAAACGGAACAAAAUGGGGUCAAGAGGUCGGUUUCAAGUAUGGAUCUGUGACCGAAGACUUCUUCACCAGCUUCGCCUUGCACUGCAAAGGAUGGAAAUCAGUGUACUGUUGCCCAUCGCGGCCUCAAUUUUUGGGGGCUUCCACGACAAAUUUGAAUGACCUACUGGUUCAAAUCACAAGAUGGAGUUCCGGGUGGGCUCAGGUCGGGUUCUCCAGAUUCUCUCCUCCGAUUUAUGGACCAUGGAGAAUGAGCAUUCUUCAGAGCAUGUGUUAUACCGAGCUUGCGUUCUUCCCCCUCUACUGCUUGCCUCUCUGCUGCUUAGCCAUCAUUCCCCAGAUAUGUCUAUUCAAUGGCGUCCCCAUUUAUCCGGAGGUUUCGAGCUCAUUGUUCCUCGUGUAUUGCUUCGUUUUCCUAUCUUCACUUUCCAAGCAUCUCUACGAGGUCGUCGUGAGUGGUCACUCGGUCCGGACGUUUAUAAACGAGCAACGGAUAUGGAUGAUACACUCGGUGACCACUUAUCUAUACGGGAGCAUAAAUGCCGUUCUGACGAAAACCGGGGUGAGGAGAGCGAGCUUCUUGCCUACUAGCAAGGUUGCCGAUGACGAGCAAAUGGAGAUGUACGAAAAGGGCGUGUUUGAUUUCCGAACAUCGAUCGUGUUCUUGGCCCCGAUGGUGGCUCUAGUGAUGUUGAGCAUGGCUUCCUUUGUCGGAGGAAUCGUUCGGGUGCUCGUCUUGGGAGGUUGGGACAAGUUGCUUGGGCAGAUUGCUCUGUCGUUCUUCAUCCUGGUGAUGGGCUACCCUGUGAUUGAAGGGAUGGUAAGGUCGGAUAAAGGACGCAUUCCAUUGUCAGCCGCUGUACAGUCGGCUCUACUUUCCUCGGCACUGCUGUGGUUGGGUUCAGCUCUUCUUGUGUACCGAGAGAUGAAUGGUAGACGUGCAAGUUACUCUUGGUAUUAGGGGUGACAGUUCGUGUUGAUAUGUCAUGAUUAUUAUUAUAAUUCGAAUUUAUGUAGACCUAGAAACAUAUAGAUUUUGAUUCUAUAUGCCAUAUAACUAUAAUAUGAUGAAGCCACAUUAAUAUUUGUGAGUUUGUAUUCAAAUAUGAAGUUAAGCGUGGUAUGUCAUGUCAUAUUUUAUUUAAGUUUUCA
Molecule: messenger RNA, 2675 nt
Organism: Eucalyptus grandis
Lineage: Eukaryota; Viridiplantae; Streptophyta; Magnoliopsida; Myrtales; Myrtaceae
Product: cellulose synthase A catalytic subunit 4 [UDP-forming]
Exons: 8
Coding region: 223-2484 (753 amino acids)
Biological process (GO): cellulose biosynthetic process; plant-type primary cell wall biogenesis
Cellular component (GO): plasma membrane; trans-Golgi network
Molecular function (GO): cellulose synthase (UDP-forming) activity; mannan synthase activity
Source: RefSeq, a predicted model, not a curated record